Messenger RNA from Dreissena polymorpha, 776 nucleotides. RefSeq names its product sodium/calcium exchanger regulatory protein 1-like. The transcript is spliced from 4 exons. Lineage: Eukaryota; Metazoa; Mollusca; Bivalvia; Myida; Dreissenidae. Gene Ontology annotation, cellular component: cytosol; nucleus. Bases 99 to 494 code for a protein of 131 amino acids. The record is from RefSeq and is a predicted model, not a curated record. Gene Ontology annotation, molecular function: fatty acid binding. Gene Ontology annotation, biological process: fatty acid transport.
AAUUUCUCGGCGUGUUAUACACAAGCUCACUUUUGUUUGAGCAGUUGUCGCCGAAAGGGUUUCUUUUCGGAGUUCAUAAUUGUUCGGAAAGCAUUAACAUGGCCGCUCUAGUUGGAACAUGGGACUAUGUCUCAGCCGAAAAGAUGGACGAAUACAUGACGGCGACAGCCGUGCCAGAUAACCUGAAGGAGAUCAUCAAGAAAAGCAAGCCGACCAUGAACAUCUCCCAGAACGGCGACUCAUGGAGCCUGAAGACAACCGUCAGCGACAAGGUCGAGUACAAGACAUUCAAGGUCGGCGAGGAGUUCAGAUCCAAGUCUCUCACUGGCCAGGAUGUCCAGUGCACGGUGACUAUGGACGGAGAGAGGAUGGUGGAGACGCAGAAGGCAGGCCCCGUUACCAUAGUGAUUACGCGCGAGGUGCAGGGGGACCAGCUCGUGUCGACCAUGACCGUGGGCGUUGUCACGGCUACAGUGUACUUCAAGAGGGCAUAAUACGUCCCCACCCACGGGCAGUGAGUGCAGUUAGAGCUAGCGCAAGACAGAACUAUCGUCUGGUUUAAUUUUCACUAAUUUGUAUCCGGACAUGUAGUGCACGGGAACGUACUAAUGCUUUGCUCGAGAAAAUGCAGUUGGAUGGGACAGAGUUUUGCAGUUAUUCAAAAUCAAAAUUUUUAAAUGAAGAAUACGUGCUUAUCUUGUGUUCGUAUGUUUACUGCAUGUUUACUCUCGCUAGUCAUUUAGUACUUGUUAAAACUGAAUAAAACUAUAAUUUGA